Molecule: messenger RNA, 1239 nt
Organism: Monascus purpureus
Lineage: Eukaryota; Fungi; Ascomycota; Eurotiomycetes; Eurotiales; Aspergillaceae
Source: the annotation of a GenBank genome assembly
AUGUCUCUGAAACCUGCCCACUCCUCUACCUUCACCCAUAGAGACUUCUCUGCCAACUCCAUCUUCAAACGCUGCGUUCAAUGUGAAACGUCAGCACCGCCCUGCCCCUCAUGCGAAGAUGGCUAUACCUGCACGAUGAUUAGCCAGUCUUGCACCGCCUGCGCAUCCACGAAGUGCAUCAAGACGUCGGUUAGCAAUCCGCAGCCAGCUCCGUCGAGCGGUGGUGGGAGCAAUGCUGGGGCAAUUGCGGGGGGUGUCAUUGGGGGUAUCGCAUUUAUUGCCAUCGCGACCUUUUUAGUGUGGUGGUUUUUCAUCCGCAAGAAGCGAAGCAUCGCGCUCCAGGAGUCGAAUGAGGGCCAGGAGAAAAACACAUCGAGAGGAGCCCCGCAGGGCAGGAAUUCAAUCGCAUCCACCGUAUUCACCCGUGCCUCAAAUGUCAUUCAGAUUGCGUACAUCCCAGGAGUUACCAAUCGGUCGCCUCCACAGACUCCUGGUGGACUGGUACCCCCAGUCCCUCCACUCCCGGGUGCUUCACCCGAACAGCACUUCUUCAUGCCUGGCGAUCUGCGCGACUCGUCAUGGUCUGGCAUGACAAGGAGCAGUUUCGCCAGCGUGGCGACCACAGCCUAUCGCAGCAACGCCAUUAUCGACCCGCUACCGGCUCAGCAAGCCAUGAGGACCCGUGCCGCCGUCGUCAGUAUCCAUAAUGGAAACAACACCUCACCAUCGGCGACACCAACUCUCAAGGUCACUCCACCAGAUGCACCAGCCGUCCCGGCCAUCACCACGGCGCAGCUCGCCAAGGCUGGCGUCAAAGAGAUCGAUAGCAGGCCAGUUGUGGCUCGAACUGUCAUGGCCAAGCCCGUGACGGUGAUGAGGUCAGCGUCAAAGAAUGGUCCAUACGAGUUGGAUUCUAGUUCCUCUGGUGGACAGAAGUCUGGUAGCAUCUCCACGGAACAAACCCCUUCGGACCGCAAGGAAACACCGGAGACCACCAGUUCUGGGAAGACAGAGACAGUCGACACUAGCAGCGUACAGAUGACAUCCGCGACCGCCGCUCGAGAUAGCAGAACAAUCACUCGAAGUCCGUUUGAAGACCAACCAGAGACAGAAAUCGAAAUAGCGAAUGAUCAUGGUCAAGCGGGUGAUCUUGGAAAUCAAGUUUCCAGCCGCCCACGAGGCAGCCAGUUGGUCGAGAGAGGCGAGAGCCCUUUCUCGGAUGCGAACGAGGUCAAAUGA